CAGCCCAACCAAGGAAACCUACUGCAUCCUAUUGCAUGCAGCCCUUAUUCCUGCUAAUCCCCCUCCAGCUCAGUGCCUUGUAACAGCCCUCCAAGUCACACCUGCUAAAACAACCACUAAAUCCCCCCCCUUCCAAGAAGUGGCUUUGCCCUGUUUCUGGCCUGAGAGCUCAGUAAUACAGGCCAGGUGCAGCUGGUUAGCCCGAGGACACAUUUCACCUGGAUGCCUGCUCUCCUCUCCCAGGGCCCACUGCAGUCCCAAAUCCCUGUAGCAGCUUUUCCUGUGUGGCUCUGGCUUUUCUUAUAAACCAGGGCUCGGGAAGCACAAGGGGUUUUCUCUGUUCCAAGGGGCUUCAGUUUGGGCGAGGAGGGAAGGAGACCAUCUCUUCAAGGCCUCUAGGAUGUAGUGCCAGAAGCCGGUGGGCUCUUGUUGCACUGGCAGCCCUGUGAAGCAGAUGAAGUGCCAUGUUGUCCCGUAGCUCCAUGGUGGCCUUGAGGCUUGGCUCCCAGCCCAGCUGCAGCACCCCAGUCCAGGUGCAAGCAAACCCCUUCUCUGCCCUGCACUUGCUUCCGCGCAGGACCUCGCUUCUGCCCCCGCUCAGCCAGGAGGACUUCUUUGAGAGCUUCGAUGGGAGCUUCUAUGAUGUGAACGAUAUUUUUGGGGGUGACUCGUUUGAGUGCGACUGCUCCGUGCCCGAUCCGCAGCUGAUCAAGAGGAUUGUUUCUCAAGUGGAGUUCUACUUGUCUGAUGAAAACCUCGCCAAGGAUGCCUUCCUCCUGAAGCAUGUCCAGAAGAACAAGAUGGGUUUUGUGAGCAUCAAACUACUGACCUCUUUCAAGAAGGUGAAAUACCUCACCCGAGACUGGCGGCUCACUCUGUAUGCCCUGCAGUUCUCGGAGCGCCUAGAAGUGAAUGAGGAAGGGACCAAGGUGAGGCGGAGAAACGCCAUCCCAGAGUCUCUCUUGAGCAUCCCACCGAGCAAGCUGCUCCUGGCCUGGAACCGCCUGCCCCAGGAGCAAGCCCUGUCCCUGCCGCUCCAAAAGAGCUUCAUCGAGACCAUCACCAAGAUGUUCAGCCCGUUCGGUGCCAUCACCUCCAUCCGCAUCCUGCGGCCCGGCAAGAAGCUGCCGUCGGAUGUGAAGAAGUAUUCCUUCCGCUACCCCGAGCUGCUGACCAAGUGCUGUGCCUUGGUGGAGUACGAGAGCCUGGAGAACGCCAGGAAGGCCUACGAGGAGCUGAACCACAGCCAGGGCUCGCUGGGCAUCAAGGUGGUCCGUCUCUCGGGGAAAGGCUCCAAGAAGAAGAGCGGGGCUGAGCAAGAGGAGGCGGAGGAGGUGGAGCUGGCUGGCAAGCCAGGCUGGAAGCCGCAGGCAUUGCCGGCGUCAGAGAAGAUGCCGUGUAGCGCGGGAGACUCCUUCUUCUGCAGCUCCUCGGAGUCCGACAGCACGCCGACUUCGCCUCCCGUCCUAAUGCAGCAGUAUCUCUCUUCUCCGGCGUGGCCCGCCAGCAGCCUCUGCAGCUUCAAACCCUGCUUCUUCAGCACCCCGUACUCCAGCCCUCUUCUCUCCAGUAAAGCCCUCCAGUGCCCUUCAUCCCUGGCUGCCGAGCUGGGGAGCGGAGGCUCGUCCAGCCUGAGCACGAGCACCAGCCCCGAGUACCAACGAUUUUCUGACUCCUGCUGGGACAGCGGGAUCGGGUCCGGCAGCUCGUGGGUGCAGCGGCGACGCGCGGCAGCCCAGAGCCCGCCUCUGGAAACCAAACCUCUGCUCUGCAGCCCUCUGGCACCAAGGAAGGUGCCCGACUCCUUCGGCCUUCGACCGGGUGUGAUCCGUCUGCCCCACGGGCCGGAUGGGACCAAAGGCUUCUACAACAGCAUCGGGAGAGGGAGGCUGGUCCUGAGGCACUAAUGCUACCGCUGCUGCUUCUCUCAAGUAAUGUAACCUUUCUAAUUUUUUUUUUUUUUUUUUUUUUUUU
Messenger RNA from Alligator mississippiensis (American alligator), 1974 nucleotides. Its product is annotated as la-related protein 6. Gene Ontology annotation, molecular function: mRNA binding. Gene Ontology annotation, cellular component: nucleus. Lineage: Eukaryota; Metazoa; Chordata; Crocodylia; Alligatoridae. The record is from RefSeq and is a predicted model, not a curated record. The transcript has 4 exons. The coding region runs from base 465 to 1907 and encodes 480 amino acids. Gene Ontology annotation, biological process: RNA processing.